Amorphotheca resinae ATCC 22711 is the source of this 1593-nucleotide messenger RNA. RefSeq lists its product as hypothetical. Bases 46 to 1584 code for a protein of 512 amino acids. The record is from RefSeq and is a predicted model, not a curated record. Gene Ontology annotation, molecular function: oxidoreductase activity, acting on the aldehyde or oxo group of donors, NAD or NADP as acceptor. The transcript has 2 exons. Lineage: Eukaryota; Fungi; Ascomycota; Leotiomycetes; Helotiales; Amorphothecaceae.
AUCUUGCCCUUCCAUUUUCACCGCCCCGAAAAAGAAAUCGCUAAAAUGAAUGGAAAUAUAGUCAACGGAAUUCCCAAGGCGACAAAGUUAUCAGAUCCGCAACUUCUCUACAUCAAUGGCGCAGAAGUCGCAUCCUCUAAUUCCGGGACCUUUACCGCCACAAACCCCAUGACUGGCAAAGACAUCUAUGCGUGCUCCUCUGCCAGCGUCGAUGACUACAAGGAAGCAAUAUUGUCAGCGCAGACAGCUUUCAAAACGUGGUCUCGGACCCCUCCCUCGGCACGACGUCUAAUCUUUCUCAAGGCGGCGGAUAUCCUUGACUCGUAUCUAGAAGGCCAGGAGCACGAUGAAGGUGCCGACGUGGGUGAAAUUAUGUCGGCCGAAGUAUCAGCAACUAAGAGCUGGACUACAGUGAACAUAAAGGCUGGGGCAGGAUUCCUGAGAGAGGCCGCCGGCCUAGUCACUCAUAUCAAAGGAGAGAUUGUGCCAGCUGAUCGGCCAGGAACAACAAUUAUGGUGUUGAGGGAAGCGGUGGGAGUGGUAUUUGCGAUAAGCCCGUGGAACGCGCCGGUGUCUUUGGCGGCACGUGCGAUUGCCACACCGUUGAUAUGUGGCAACACCGUUGUCCUCAAGCCGUCUGAAUUUUCCCCGAAAUCACAGUACAUUAUGGUCAGAGCACUGGCAGCUGCGGGCCUUCCCGCUGGCUGUUUGAAUUUCCUCCCUACCCGGCCCGCGGACGCGGCCCUUGUGACCGAGGUGGCAGUCAAGCACCCACUUGUGCGCCGGAUCAAUUUUACAGGGAGCGACAGAGUCGGCACCAUUAUUGCGGGAUGGGCUGCCAGUGUCCUGAAACAAUGUGUUUUGGAACUAGGCGGGAAAGCCCCGGUCUUGGUCCUCGAAGAUGCUGCCAUUAGUGAUGCGGUAGAAGCAAUAGCUUUUGGUGGCCUUAGUAAUAACGGCCAAAUUUGCAUGAGCACUGAACGAGUAAUUAUUCACGAUACAGUCGCAGAGGAGCUCAAGACUAGCCUGCUGGCGAAAGUUAACACUCUGAAGUGCGGAAGCCAAUAUGACGAUCCGAGUGUGGCAUUAAGUGGUCUAUACACGCCAUCUAGUGCAAAGAGAGUUUUAGGUCUGGUGAAAUCCGCAAUUGAGCAAGGUGCAGAGCUGUUGACUGGCGAUCUCGAGAUACACGGGCAGAAUGGGACAAUCCUGAAGCCACAUAUUCUGGAUAAUGUGACGAUGGACAUGGAAAUCUCUAAAGAGGAGUCUUUUGGUCCAAUCAUGUGUCUAUAUCGUGUCUCCUCUGAUGAGGAGGCAAUAGAAGUGGCCAACUCUAGUGAGUUCACUCUAUGUUCCAGUGUUUUCUCUCGGGAUGUGUUGCGUGCUAUGGGAGUUGCAAAGCAGGUCAGGGCAGGCAGUUGUCAUAUCAAUGGCCCUACGGUAUAUAUUGAGGCUCCAUUGCCAAAUGGUGGAACAGGCGGAAGGAGUGGUUACGGACGUUUUGGUGGAAUGGCCGGCGUGGAGGAGUUUACGGAGAGGAAGAUUCUUACCUUAGGCCAACCAGGGAUGAGAUAUCCUUUCUGAUUUAUAGAC